Messenger RNA from Cinara cedri, 8875 nucleotides. The record is from the annotation of a GenBank genome assembly. NCBI's taxonomy places the organism in Eukaryota, Metazoa, Arthropoda, Insecta, Hemiptera, Aphididae.
AAAACAAUCCGAUUAAAUUAAAUUUGAAGCUGGAAGCUACCUAUUAUAAACCGCAUGUUGAAAAUUCCACCGAGAAUAGAGCGUUCAAGACCUCAGCCAGGGAAAUUUUCUUUGAUAGUGAAAUAGAAGACGUUAUAGAAGAAAAGUUUGCAAAAUUAUUAAAAGAAGAAGAUAUAUAUCAAGGACGGGGUAGUGGCUUUUCGUUACAGAGUAUCGAUGGCGUUUUAUUAGGUGUUUAUAAAUAUACACCUAUGGGAGGCUCUUCAUAUAUUCCGCUACCUACCGAUAUUAUGAAUAAACGAGCUAUAAUCAACCCGCAAAAUAAUGACGAGAAAUGUUUCAAGUGGGCGAUUUUGGCGAAACACGUUACGGAUAUACACAGAGAUAUAUAUUCACACAUAUAUUCCGCUCUCUGUGUAUAGUCUGCUAUAGUCAGAUUUAAUCAAAAUGUGCAUAGUUCCAUAGGAAUGGAACUGUGGAUACGCGAUAAUAUCGGUGUUCGGUCAAGCUGCAAAAUUUGUUCUAAGAAGAUCUUUUUAGUGCUUAUAAUUGAAAUUUCGAUUUUGUCUAAAGCCAUCGAUUAUUACUCUAUUAUGUUAUAAUGCUGUAUAUUACAAUAAUAUAACGUUAUAACAUCAUGGUCUAUAAUUUGAAUAUUAUUGAUAAUACUUUGCCGAUAUAGCGGUAUACAGAUAAUACACUUAAUUAAAAUAUGUAAGUAUAUCUAUACACAUAUUCAGGUACCUAUGUCCGUAACUUAAAAAUUAAACGAUAAAAGAUUAGCAUAAAUCGUUUUUAAUUAAAGUGCUGUACAUUUAGAAUUUCCUCCUAUGUUAUCAUUAUUACGGUAACAAUAAUAAUGGUUAUCGCAAACACAAUGUAAUUAUGUUGACACUGUGAAAACUUUUACUAGAAAUCAAGUUUAAAUAAGACGUGCUCGAAUUAUAAUGUAGGUACAUAUGUACGAUAAUACGAUGUUGUGUAUUACCGUUUUAUAUAAUACGAUUAGGUUAUUUUUUGAACCGGAGUAUUGUAGUUAAAAAUUUUGAUAAUCAUAUUGACUAUUUUUAGAUACGAUUCCACGUAAAUGUUGUAAAGGUAUACCUAUUAUUGUAAAGUUCACAAGAUAACUUACUAUAUAGGUAUUAUUAAAUAUCUUGCGUAAUACUACAUUUAGUGGUUUUGGCCAAUGUUAUUGACAUUAUGGUAAAUCCUGGCAUUUAAACGAUAACGAUAAAAUAGUUAUUAAUAUAAAAAUAAGUAAAUAUGAAAAAAAAAACUAGUCUGGAGUAUUUUAAUAGAUCUUGUGUCUGUGGAAAUGACCGGUUUCGAUUACAAAAAAAAAAAAAAUUCAGGUCAAAGUACCGACAACAAAAGGGAAAACAUAAUAUAAUGCCAUUUGAUUAUUGAACCAUUUUGUUCGACUACUUAUGUAAAGUCCAUAAGACAUUACGACACCUAAGUACACUUUUAACUUUUUGUUGUCAGAAGUUUAUAUACGUAGGUGGUACACUAGGGGGGUAAUUUAUAAAAAUUUCCCGUAUUUUCUUAAUAAUAAACUGAAUAAUAAAACCGUCUAAAAACGAGAAUAUAUUUAUACACCGUCGCCAGUUAAUGUCGAUCUUGUUUUAGAUUCGGAGUGUAGUGACGAAUCUAUUGGUUUUACUAUAUGAUAUGUGUGUUUUUUUUUGUAUCAGUGAGCUAUUUUUUGACCAGAAAACUUCUUCUAAUCGAAAAAUGACAAGAGAAUGUAUUUUGAUGCAUUUUAAAUUUAGUUAGUGCAUUGGGAAGGUCAUUUAAUGUUUUUCUUUUUUUUUUUUUAAGGAUUUCUUACUAAUAAAAUUGGGAAAAACCGAAAACAAAAUUAUUUGAUAAUUAAAUUUUUUAUUGUAAUUUCGUUAAUUUCGUAUUCCACCUUCUCAACUUUCAUCUACAAUAGUGGCGUAUCUAUCAGCAAUAUUAGCUCUAUUUUUGUUGUUGUUGCAGAAACAGAUUGAGCAAUUAUAAAGUAACUUUUUAAGCGUUUAAAGUUUAAAUUUUGAUGAUAAUCGUAAAAAUAAAUCAUACAAUUUGCCUACUAUUUUCCAAUUAACAAUUUGAAUACAUUUUUCUUUUGCUUAGUAAAAAUGCUCGAAAAUUUGAUUGAAGGUUGAUCAUCAAGUUGUCUUUAUUGCUUUAAGAAUAAACCGUUAGCUUAAUGUAACUUUUUUUUUUGUAUUCAUCAUUUCAAGUUCAAAUAUGUUAAAUAAACCAACAAUUUGUUGUAGUUAAACUCUAUCGUCAUUUUUCCUAUACGCCAUUAUAGCAUAAUAUAUUUAAUAUAUUUAUAAUGGAAUGUAUUCAUGCAUAGAAAUAUGCAUUUAUACAGACACGUGUACAAGUGGAUUUUAGAAUUUCCACCCCCCCCCCUCACCCUCCAAAUUUCAUGAAAAUUAUGAUGACAGUAGAUUUUGAAUAAAGUCUCAAAAUUGGUUUCUGUCAAUGAGGAAGAUGAAUACAAUUUUUGUUUUAUUUUUAUUUUAUUACUAGAUAGUAGGUAUAUAUUGUUAUUAUUGUCAUUUCUUGUUCUUUAUGGUUUUCCUACUUUUAGAAAAUUAUAACUGAUACGGUGAUAUUGCGUAGUCCGCAUUAUCAUCACAAUAAUAUGAAUUACGUUGUUAUUUUGUAUUCACUAAAAAUACAUAUUAAAUGUAAAAUUUAGCGAUAGUUACCUAAAACGUUAAAAAUGAAUGUUGUAAAAUAUUGACAUUUUUAAUGAAAAAUAAAUGACCAUACAAUUGAAAGUAAGUAAACUUCUUUAUUCUAAGAGUAUUAAAGUGUACAACCUUAAAUCCCCCCCUCCCUUCCCCCGAAAUAAUUUUUUUGUAAAAGCACAUGGAUUUAUAUAAUUAUUAUUUUAUUAAAUGAAAUGCGUGCAGAUACCUGGACGAACCGUCACGUUUUACAAAAAAAAAAAAAUUGUCUGUCCGACCUCGACAUGAACUCCGACGCCACCGGUUAUCAACUUCUCGUGUAAUAAUUGUGUAUAGCCUUCCGUACGGUUUAAUCAGUAAAAGGUUUAUGUUAUAAUAUUAUUCAUAUACCGAUUGAAUCCAUUAAAUUCCCUCCACUUCCUGUGAACUUAUAAAAUAUACAUAGGUUUUGUAAAUAAUCAGUAUAUAUCUAUAUUUCCUGAUCGGUCUUAACGUUUUACUUAUCAUUUCAACGCAAAUUUCAUUAAAUUUUAACUCGGACGAUGCGCACAGACGAUUAAAAUAUAGGUAACACAAUGUUGACAACUUCCGUAUAUUUUAACAUAGUUUUGGUAAUAUCGUCGCUACUUUGUUUCGAAAAUGCAGUAAGUUUUGUACACCGUCCGGUCAACUAUAUGUACCAAUCAUUAUAUGUUUAAUAUUCCGAUAUAAUUAAAUAAAUUUAAAAAAAAUCUGUUUAUUUUGUAUCUAUAUAGUUUGCAACUAGACGGUUUUACGUGGACUACGAAAAAAAUGAAUUCAUCAAAGACGGUCAAGUGUUCCGGUACGUAUCCGGGGAACUGCAUUAUUUCCGCAUACCCCGGGCUUAUUGGAGAGAUCGAAUACGUAAAAUGAAAGCUGCGGGCCUAAAUGCAAUACAAACGUAAGUUAUAUAUGCAUAUAUAUAUAUAUAUAUCUAUAUAUAUUAGGGUGGCCCUUAGUCUAAGAUGAAGAAACAAAAAUUUAUAUUUUUAAUUUUUUACCCCUUAAUUUUGUUCAUUAAUAUAACAAAGUAAUUUAGGUUAAGUUUGGUCAUGAUUACUCAACCCCUUCACGUGCCCCAAGAGGGCUAAAUAAUUGAAAAAUAGGGAUUUUUAUCGUUCUUUGAGUUUUAUCAAAAAAGUGUUGCACUUUUUUAUAAAAUUUAUAUAGCUUAAAUUAUAGAUAUUUAUAUUUUUUAUAAUAAACAUAAUUAUACAAUUUCUUAUAAAUCUAUUAUUUUCCAAGAAAAAUGAUAAAAUAUAAAAUAUUUCAUUUAUUGUACAAAAUUGAUUUUUUUUAUGAUUAUUUAAUAGUUCUUGGAUAAGGUGCUUUUUGUACAAUCUGGAAAUUGCUAACGAUACUCGCUCACUACUUGCAGUAAAUAUUACUUCUGAUCUUCGUUUUUGGUUAAUAAUUUGUUAUAAUCUUCAAUCAGUUUAACUCCUCUUUCCGCAAUGUCAUUUACAAUGGAUAGAUUAUUUACCUUUUUGGUACUGUUCAUUUUCGUUCCAUAAUUUGGGGUCUAAAUCUAAAAAGUCCAUCGGUAUACAAAAUCUAUUAAACAAAUUACUAGGUGGGAUUGAUAUGAAAUCAUUUAUAUCUUUAUUAGCAAAAUCGUAUAUUUCAUUUGGUUUUAAAUUAUUCUUUUGUUGGAUUCUGAUUCAAUAUCACGAGACUGCAUUGAUUUAACCAUUUUUAUUUUGGUUUGUGAUGAUAAUUUGAUAAUCAAAUUGAUUAAAAUGAUAAAAUGAUAAUCAAAAAAUGCUAAUGAAGUCGCUUCUGGUGUUAAGUACAAUAAAUGACCACACAUUUUUUUUAACGCUGACUUAGAAAUUUAACAAAAGUUACAUUUUUACAGUAAUGAACAAAAUGAAGGGGUGAGAAAUCAAAAACUCCUGAGUUCAAAAAUAAGGGCCACUCUAAUGUAUAUAUAUAUAUUUAUUUAUAUAUAUUGUAACACGUUAAUAAUACGUCCUUCGUUGUCUUGCGAUUCUCCGAGUUGAACCAAAUAGAAAAGUACACAAGUCUAAUAAAUUGUAUUGCUGUACAGUAAUAUACUAAAUAUACAAGAGUAAGAACACGUCAUUACAAGUAUUUAAAUUUGAACGAAUCGCAGUGUUAGUGUUGCACGUUACAUAUUGGAAGUGUAUAUAUGAUGUAUAGGUAUAGCAGGACACGAUUUACACCUUGCGUAGGCCACUGUUGUGUGUAGGAAGUUGACAAUUUAUGAUAUAGAGUCAUUUAGUUUAUAUUAGUAUACCAAAUGAAAGCAACGAUAUAAAUCAAUGUAAAAAAAAAAACAAUUCUGAGUGGAGCUCGUCUAACUAGUUUAUGAUAACUAAAUCGUGUUUUUACCUUUGAGUAACCAAGGGAAUCCAAAAAUGAAAAAAAAAAACCAAAAUUCAAUAGCGCAAACCAUUUGCAUAACUAGAAUUUUUUUUUAAAUGGAGGUGUUAAUUAUUAUAAAUAUUUCACUUAACAUUUUAUAACUUUAAUUUUUAAAAAUACAAAACAACUAUAUUUGAUGUCAAGAAGAUAUUUGCCUCACUAUUUUUAGUAUUAAUAAAAAAAAAAAACAACGAUAAUCAGUCUAUAAUAUUUCCAUCUGAGUGUUUAUUAAGAAAGUACCUACUACCGUUCGAUAAAAAUUUAAACAAAAUUGGAGGUGUUGGUUUGCAAUCAACUCUUUUUAGUAAUAAUAAUAAUGAUUAAGUACAUUCCUAUACCUUUUAAUAAUGAUAAUAUUGUUAAUCAGUUAUUUAAAAUUAAAUAGAUCUAAUUUCCAUCAAAAAUUAAGUUAUUAAUUAUUUAAUUAUUAAGUAUCAUAUUUUAAGAAAAGCCUUCUAAACUCAUUCAGCUGUCAAUAAGGUGAUGUUAUAAUGAAUGAUGUUUAAUUAUUUUGAGGUUAGAAGAUAGUUGUCGUUUCGUCUUUUUAAUAUAUGUAAUAAUCGGCUUAAUCAAACCUGGCUGAUAAUUUUGAUGAAUUAAAAUAAAGAAAAAAAAUAAAAAUAUCUUUACAUCUUUAGGAUUUUAUUCUUGUAGUAAUACGAUAUGACACAACUUAUGGAAGGUGUCAUAACCCCCAAACACCCCCUUGGAUACGCCACUAAACUACAAGCACCCUUAAUAUAUACAUUUCAUAGUUAAACGUUUGACCAUUUGACCGCAGAUGUUUAAAAUUUUAAACCAUUGUAUGCCAUCAAUUUUGUCUAAACCAGGUGUACCCAACAAGUAUUGUGAUUGAAUACAGAGGUGUCUUCAGGUCAAUUCCAUGGUGGGGCGAAAUUCACAAAAAAAAAAUACAAAAUUGAAAAUAAUAAAAGUAUUAUUUUUGUAAAUUUUCCCGUUUUUUCUACGUUUUUUCCGGUUUUCGCAAAUAUUAUGGAAACUACUUAGAAAAUAAAAAAAUGAUGCAAAAUUUAUUUAUGUACAUUAUAAAAAAAAAAAAAAAAAAUAAAUGUCAUUGUAAAACCAAUACAUUCCACGCUUCGUCCAGAAUCUAAAAAACUAUCAAAUUGUACUAAACUAUCUUUUAUUACUAUCACAACCUGCUCACAUACUAAAACUAAUACAUUCCUUUCUGUACUCAGAAUCUAAAAGGAUCAAAAAUAUCGUUUUACUGGUUAUUUAUGAUUUUUAAAUUCUAAACCAGUUAGCUAUAAAUUAAAUUAAAUAUCAUAAUGCUUCGGACUAAGCAUUCUCAUACAAAAUGCUUAUGGGUUUAUAUAAUUAUUAUUUAUUUAAAAAAUAUUAAUCUAUAAAAUAUGUAUUUGAAAUGCUAAAAUGCUAAAAUUCUUAUAGUUAUAGAUUAUCUGUUCUUGUCCACGAAGUUGUUUUUUGGUUAAAUAAUUAACCCACCUCCCAGCAGUAUUUUGUACUCAUAUUCACAUUAUAUUAUUUUUCAUUCGUUAUAAAAUCAUCGUUAAGCUAAUAAUUUGUAUUAUAUGUUUUUGAUUGGAAUUGAAUUUCUUUUAAAAAGAUUUAUUGUUUUUCUAUUAAAGUAAUAUUUCUAAUAGAAAACGAAAAGCGUACAAAUUUAAAAUAAUGAAAUCGUAACGCCGUAAAUUUGUCAGUUUCCAUUUUACAUAUUCUAAGGCGUUUUGAAUAGGUAAUUUAUAUUACACAAGUACUAGGUGAUCCAUUUAAGUGGGUACACUCAUUGUCUCUGAAAGUAUUAUCUUUUUCCGUAAUUUGUUUUCUAGAAUAUUUAAGAAACAAGCAACUUCAACAAUUUUAUAUUUAUGUUAUUUUUUUUUCACCCUUCACAAUGCUUACGCAGAAUAAGUAAAAUCAGCUUAAUUAUGAUUAUAGUGUAAAAUUACUGAUUUUUAUAUUUACAGAGAACAAUAUUUUGGAGGGAAUGUCAUUGGAGUUUUUUGUACUAUGAACUAUUAAAAAGUUACAAUUUUUUAUAAAACAAAAAAAGAAAAGGUUUUUAUAACUUUUAUAACGAGCUGUUUUUUUUUAAAUAAUACAAAAAUCCUUUGACAUUCCUUACAAAAUAUUGUUCUCUAUACAUUUCAUAAUAAAUAAUAAACAAACAGACAAGCAAACAAUUAUUAUAUUUUAUAUAUUAGAUAUAAUAAAAUCAAUGAUAUUACGCAACAGUUAAAUACCCAUUUAAACAAUAAACAUAUAAUAACAAAGUAGGUGGUAGUCGAUUAACUACUUAGGAAACCGUAGGUAGCGAGUUCGAUACCUACCGUGAGUGAUUAGACAAUUUGCGGAACAUCGUGCUUUUUUUUUCAACAUUCCAUUUAAUAGUUUAACACCACCAUCAGUUAUUAUUGUGUUACGAUUUAGAUAGGAUAUAAACUGCGCUCAUUUUAAAAUCACCCGAUGUCAAACGAACUACUAAUCACUGUGCGUCGUCUUACUAUAGCAACAAUCAGUAAUCUUUUCAACUAUAGGUCAAUGUGAAAUUAACACCAAGCUCUACCCAGCUCAAAAUCAACACACAUUGGUGUAUUGAAUUAACAUCACCGAGUGUAGAAUCAACAUCAAAUUUCUGAAUAGGUACUUUUACUCUAGAAUCAAAAUUAAGCUAGUUUUACUUAUUCUGCGUAAUCAUUGUAUUUGAAUGUUACCCGGUAGUUGAACUGAGACAGUAUAUACGUAUAACCAUUGAUUAUAGAAACAUAGAUAGCCCAUGGCAUAGGAAUAUCUAGUGACUAAAAUUAUGUUUACGCUAUUUCCCAAGAGAUGGCGUUGUACGUAUCAAUGAAUAAAUAAUUUUACUUGAAAUUACAUUUUUGUUAUUAUUGUCAGUGAUCGAUCGUGAUGUCACGGCUGCGUAGCAUGAAGUUAUUUAUAUUAUCAGGAUUUUUUUUUCGAAAUUGCCUAUUAUUUAUUUCUUCGCAAUUUUAUAGUCACAAUGUCAGAACAAAUGAAGAAAUGAAAACAUAAAAAUUAUUAUUUCUAAAUGUGGUUUAAUAUUUUUAAUUUUGAAAGAUUUUCUAGUUUUGAUGUCGUUGAAUACAUUUUUGUUUUAUUAAAUAUUUUGCAUAUUAAAAGAUGUUCAAUUAUAUACAUUUUAUGCUCUACACAGUUUGCCAUGUAUUCAUCUAGCCAUUUUAUAAUUGUAUUAUUAUUUACACACUUAAUUAAUUGAAAUUUAAUUUUUUUUUCUUAUGCAAAUAGUAAUUAUAAUUGUUUUCAAAAUAUUUAAAACUUUAUUUAUUAUAUUAUUUAACUUGUUUGAUGGUACUUUAAGUCCUCUGUCAUUUUCAAUUGAAAUAUAAUUUUUAUCAAGAAGAAGUAAUUGUUUUUUAUCGUUUUAGUUUUUGUCUAUAAAUAAUUCAUUUUCACAAUAGUUACAAUUAAAUUUGUCCAUACAUUUAUAGCCCAAAUAUCCUGCAAAGUAUGUGACAGAACAGUCCUCCAAAGUAACAUCAUUAUUUAAAGUUUCAUUGUUAAUAGAGUCCUCAUCAGAUGAUAAAGAAGAGAAAUGUAAAUUAGAAAAACAUCCAGUGUCAGAAUCAGAAGAUAAUGUUAAAUUAUUAGAAUUUAUAUUAAUUUUGGAACUUUCUGGGUCAAUUAUUACCGGAUUAUCAUCUUCUUGGGUUACCUCACAAUUUGUCCCUUUAGAUGUGCAUAAAGAAAGAAUAAAAUUACUUCUUAUCGAAGUCUUUAUCGUUCUUGCUGUUGGAUUUUUGUUAUAA